AUGAAAUGUUCACCUGAAUCCGGUGAUGCAAUUUUUGAUGAUUUAAUAUUAAAUUUAAUAUUAAAUUACAUGAGCGGAGAGCAAAUUUUGAAAAAUUGUAAUCGUGUGAAUAAGAAUUGGUACUCACAUUCUUUGAAAAUUCCACUGUUUUUAACGAUUAAUGUGGAAGAUUCGUAUGUUUGGUUCGAUAGCGAAGUACAAGAUGUUGACGAAAGAAUUGUCGAUAAGUGGAUUGAAAAAUUGAAAGGAGAGAAUUGUAGAAAUGUGAGAGGAGUUACAAUCAUUGGAUAUUCAACUCAUACGAAACUGUUGAAAAUGAUUGUUGAAACUUUCGAAUUGAACUAUUUGGAAUUAAGAACACACGAUCCAUAUGAUCAAUAUUGGAGAAAUCCAAUGUGCGGAAUUGAAUUGAUUGUUGGAAGUCGAAUGAAAAAUCUUGAAACUUUGAUAAUUUCAGAUGAAGUUUAUGGAGAGCAUUAUUUCGAUAUUGAAAUGUUUGAUAGUCCUUAUUUAGCAAGUUUAAAACGUCUGGAACUUGGAAGUUUUAUGCUUAGUUCAUCAUCAUUAUCAGAGAAAGAAUGUUUCAAAAAUAUUGAAAGUUUAUCUUUGAAUUCAUUUCAAGCAAGUGACAGCUAUCAAACCAAUCCUCCAGUAGUUGACAAGUAUCACAAGCCAAGAAUUUGUAAGAGAAAAUGUUUAAAGCACAAGUGGAUUAAGAAGUGUUUGAAACACAAACUCGUUGGUCAAAAGAAGGUCUGUGAUCAAUAUGCAAUUGUCGGUGCUGGUAAAUGUCUUAAACAUAAGAAAUAUUCCAAAUGUGACAAGUACAGUAAGCCAACAAAGAAGUGUGUCUUGCAUGCAUACAAGAUUGUUGGAUGUGCCAAGAAGAAGUAUUGGAAAGUUUGUGAUUCUUAUGGAACUAAGAAGAUUUGCAUCAAGAAGGGUUUCAAGAAGUUCUGUGCCAAGCACAAGAUUAUCAAUAAGUGCUUCAAGAAGGGUUUCAAGAAGGUCUGUAAGAAAUUCAAGAAGGUUCCAAUCAAGAAGUGUGAAAAGAAGAAGGUCUGCGACAAGUACACUGUUGAUUCUUACAAUAAGAAGGUUGCCAAAUGUAGAUAUGUUAAAAAGUGCAAGAUUGUCUCCUGGGCAAAGAAAUGUGCCAAGUAUAAGAAGGUUAAAUACUGCAAGGAAAGAAAAUCUUUCAAGAAGUGUUGUCUCAUUAAGAAGAAAUUCUUCUGCGCCAAGCAUAAGACCAUCAAAUUCUGUAAACACAAGAAGACUCUCUCCAAAUGUGUCAAAUAUAACAAGAAGAAGUAUUGUGCCAAGUCAAUUGUCAUUCCUCCAAGAUGUAUCAAGAAGAAGUAUUAUAAGAAGUGUUUGAAACGUUCAAAGGGAAAGAAGAUUUGUAAGAAAUUCAAAUUAGUUGGUGGAAAGAAGAAGUGCUGCAAGUCAAUCAAGAAGAAGAUUUGUAUCAAGAGAAAGACAUGUAAGAAGCCAACAAAACCAAUCGUCAAACCACUUGUAAAAUAG
Molecule: messenger RNA, 1527 nt
Organism: Naegleria gruberi
Lineage: Eukaryota; Heterolobosea; Eutetramitea; Acrasida; Naegleriidae
Exons: 2
Coding region: 1-1527 (508 amino acids)
Source: RefSeq, a predicted model, not a curated record